Messenger RNA from Grosmannia clavigera kw1407, 873 nucleotides. Its product is annotated as phytanoyl-dioxygenase family protein. The coding region runs from base 1 to 873 and encodes 290 amino acids. The transcript has 3 exons. Lineage: Eukaryota; Fungi; Ascomycota; Sordariomycetes; Ophiostomatales; Ophiostomataceae. The record is from RefSeq and is a predicted model, not a curated record.
AUGGUUCAGCGGAUUUCCCGAGCAACCGGCUUGCAGGCCUUUAUCAAUGCUAUCGAGAAGGAUGGUUGUGUCGUGAUCCAGGACUUUACUGAUCUGGAGUCGCUUGCGACAUCGGUCCGAGAAAUCCAGCCGUAUCUCGACGCAUCAGCCGCAGAAGCUGCCAAGAGCACUGUGGGUGCCCUGAACGGCGGAACGGCCAUCUGCACGCGCCUGAUCGGCCGGAGCAAGACCGUUCGCGAAAAGUUCUUUGCGGACCCCCUGUACCAGGCGCUUGCCGACCACAUCCUUGGCCUGGAGACGACCGUCUGGAUGGGAGGCGAGCCGGCUGUCCAUAGGUCAGACCCGCUUCUGUCCAUCUCAAUUGCCAUGUCUUCGCAGCCGGGCUCGAGUCCACAGCUGCUUCACCGCGACGACAAGAACCAUCACGCCCGGCACACAGCGGCCAGCAAGUACACGCACGGCCGCGACAUGCUCCUCGGCCUCUUCGUGCCUACCUGCGACACCUUCCAGGCCAACGGGGCCACGCGCAUUGUGCCGGGCUCACACCUCUGGGGCGACGACCAGCCCGACUUUGGACCGAGCGGCGACGUCGGCGUAGAGGAUGCAGAGCUAAAGCGCGGCGAGGCGUUUGUCAUGCUGGGGAGCCUCUACCACGGCGCCGGAAAAUAUACCAUGUCGACCGGGUGUCGGACGGUGCACAUCAUGUUCAUGUGCAGUGGCGUCUAUCGCCAGGAGGAAAUCCCGUUCCUCAGUUACCCAAUCGAGGACGUCAUGACCUACUCCAAGCUUGUGCAAGAUCGGCUAGGCUGGAAACAGUCGGAGCCAAACCUGGGAUGGGUUGACCUGAAGUCUCCCGAAUUUCUGCUGAUGUGA